AUGCCUCUCAAUGCUAGAGGCUUCAUGGGGUACAGGGGGGAAGGGGCAAACUACAAACAUAAAAUUGCACGUCUUGGAUUGUUCCCAGGACAUAGAACAGGGCCUGCAUACAGCGGUCAAGAGCAAAUAAACUUUGAUGGAUCCUUGCAGUUACAAAGGCUCACCCAGAAUGACACAGGAAUCUACAUAGUACUACUCUACAUUCCCAGCAUACUAAAAGAAAUAGGAUUUGAACGGCUCAAUGUAUAUGAGCCACUGAUAUUGCCCACCCUCCUAGCCAGCAACACAACAGUCACGGAGCAUAAGGAUUCUGUGGUCCUCACCUGCCACACAAAUGCAGUCUCCAUCCAGUGGUUCUUCAAUGGCAUGAAUCUGUGGCUGACGGAGCGGAUGAAGCUGUCCUGGAACGACAGAACCCUCACCAUAGACCCCGUCAGGAGGGAGGAUGCUGGGAAGUACCACUGUGUAGCAUCCAACCCCAUCGUUACCGCUGCAAAGCGAUUGAGAGCGCCCACCCUCCUAGCCAGCAACACCACAGUCAUGGAGCAUAAGGAUUCCGUGGUCCUGAUCUGUGGCACAAAUGCAGUCUCCAUCCAGUGGUUCUUCAAUGGCAUGACUCUGUGGCUGACGGAGCGGAUGAAGCUGUCCUGGAACGACAGAAUCCUCACCAUAGACCCCAUCAGGAGGGAGGAUGCUGGGAAUUACCAGUGUGAAGUGUCCAACCCCAUCAGUUCCGCUGAAAAGCUCACAAGAGUGCCCACCCUACUAGAGAGCAACAUCACAGUCACAGGACAUGAGAAUACUGUGGUCCUGAACUGCUACUCAACUGUGAUCCUCACCCAGUGGUUCUUCAAUAACAUGGGUCUGUAA
Molecule: messenger RNA, 870 nt
Organism: Myotis lucifugus (little brown bat)
Lineage: Eukaryota; Metazoa; Chordata; Mammalia; Chiroptera; Vespertilionidae
Product: carcinoembryonic antigen-related cell adhesion molecule 1-like
Exons: 4
Coding region: 1-870 (289 amino acids)
Biological process (GO): heterophilic cell-cell adhesion
Cellular component (GO): cell surface
Source: RefSeq, a predicted model, not a curated record